AUGCUCCCGUUCCGGAAUCCCCUUCGGAGGGAUACCCUGCUUUGCGGCUCCUCUGAGGGGAAGGAUGCCGCUGCUCUUCCGAGGGGCACGAUUUCUUCCUUCUUUUUCUCCAGGAAGUCGUCGACGACGUCCCAUCGAACGGGUGAGAAGGCGGCGAUCCUCAUAGUCCUCGUUCUCCUCCUCUUCCUCUCUGCUCUGCUUCGGCUCAUCUGUUUCUGAGAGGAUUUUUGCCGAUGGAUUCAAGGCGAGGGGAAGGUGCAGGAGCUGUGCGUAUACGAGAUCAACGAGAGGGAUCGGGAGAGCCCCGCCUACCUCAAGCUCAGCCAGAAAAAGACUGAGAACGCACUGGGUGAUCUCGUCCCCUUCACCAACAAGGUAAUCGGCCAUUCUUCCGACAUACUCUUCCCCUCUUCAAUCUUUGGCGACAAACUCCCGGUCGAAAUGGGAACUCUUGGCUGAAUCUGUGCCGUGGGCGGUGCUGCUACAGCUAUAUCACGGGAACCUGCAGAAGCGGGUUGGGAUUACGGCGGGGAUCUGCAUCCUGAUAAAGCACCUGCCGGAGAAGAACGGCGACCAGUACGAGGCCAUCUACAGCUUCUAUUUCGGGGACUACGGGCAUCUUUCCGUGCAGGGCACCUACCUCACCCACGACCCCACCUACCUCGCCGUCACCGGCGGCACGGGGAUCUUCACUGGGGCCUACGGGCAGGUUAAGCUGGAGCCGAUUGUCUUCCCCUUCAAGCUCUUCUACACCUUCUACCUCCAGGGGAUUCCCGACCUCCCCCAGGAGCUGGUGGGCACGCCCGUUCCCCCCAGCCCCACCGUCUCGCCGACGCCCGCUGCUGUUAAUGCCGAACCUCAAGCUACCAUCAAGAACUACACCAAGUGA
This is a messenger RNA of Spirodela intermedia, 889 nucleotides long. The record is from the annotation of a GenBank genome assembly. Lineage: Eukaryota; Viridiplantae; Streptophyta; Magnoliopsida; Alismatales; Araceae.